GCCGGCGGCACUCCGCUGCUUCUCUCCGCUGUCAAGCAGCGUCCGAACCACGGCGAGUAUCCUCAGAAAUAUGCUUCAAAAACAGUAGCCUCUCAGACGGACGGGACGUCAGCGUUAUUCUCCUCGCGAGCAGGAACCUCCCACCAGCAGACCUUCCCAACCAGUGCUGUGGACCAUGCUGUCCAGGCUGAGGACCACCUGGUCCCUGAGGCCUUGUGUCUCUGUUUGCAGAUGGGCACACACCAAGGAAAAGGGAAAGCCUCUCAUGCUCAACCCUCGCACCAACAAGGGUAUGGCCUUCACCUUACAAGAACGACAAAUUUUAGGUAUCCACGGUCUGUUGCCUCCCAAAGUGGAGACUCAGGACCUGCAGGCCAUGCGCUUUCAGAAUAAUCUCAAGAAGAUGACUGAUCCCCUUCAGAAAUAUAUCUACCUGAUGGGCAUCCAGGAGAGGAAUGAGAGGCUCUUUUAUCGGGUGUUGAUGGGAGACAUCGAAGAGCUGAUGCCGAUCGUUUAUACUCCCACUGUCGGUCUGGCCUGCACACACUAUGGGCACAUCUUCAGAAGACCCAAGGGUUUGUUCAUAUCCAUCCGGGACAGAGGACACGUCCGCUCCAUCCUGGACAACUGGCCAGAAACUAAUGUUGCUGCUGUAGUCGUCACUGAUGGAGAGCGAAUCUUAGGAUUAGGGGACCUUGGCGUUUACGGAAUGGGAAUUCCAGUUGGAAAGCUCUGCCUGUACACUGCCUGCGCCGGCAUCAGGCCUGAGAAAUGUCUGCCUGUGGCGAUAGAUGUGGGCACGGACAAUGAGACUCUCCUGAAGGAUCCGCUCUACAUGGGCCUGUAUCAGAAGCGAGACCGCUCUCAAGCCUACGACGAUCUGAUCGAUGAGUUCAUGGAGGCUGUGGUGGACAAGUACGGGCAGGACACACUGAUCCAGUUUGAAGACUUCGGGAACCACAAUGCCUUCCGCUUCCUCAGGAAGUACAGGGAGAAGUACUGCACCUUCAACGACGACAUCCAAGGCACCGCGUCUGUUGCUCUUGCUGGUCUGUUGGCGGCUCAGAGAGCCAUCGGCAAACCCAUCACGGAGCACCGAGUGCUUUUCCUGGGAGCAGGAGAGGCUGCUCUUGGUAUUGCCAAUCUGAUCGUCAUGGCCAUGAUGGAGUCCGGGAUGACUCAGGCAGAGGCCAGGCAGAAGAUCUGGAUGUAUGAUAAAUACGGCUUACUCGUAAAGGGCAGAGAGCAGGUGACUGAUGCUAACCAGGAGGGUUUUGUCCACGACAGUCCAGGCGACGUGCAGAGCUUUCUGGAGGCGGUCAACACCAUCAAACCCACAGCAAUCAUUGGCGUGUCUGGAGCCGGACGUCUGUUCACGCAUGACGUGAUUAAAGCCAUGGGAGCUCUGAAUGAACGGCCAAUCAUCUUUGCCCUCAGCAACCCGACCGCCAAAGCAGAGUGCACAGCGGAGGAAGCCUACACACUCACCGAUGGCCGAUGUCUUUUUGCCAGCGGCAGUCCGUUCGGGCCGGUGACUCUGAGCGACGGCCGCGUCUUCACGCCAGGACAAGGGAACAACGCCUACAUCUUCCCAGGGGUGGCUCUGGCAGUGAUCCUGAGUGGAGUGAGACACAUCAGCGACACAGUGUUCCUCGAGGCUGCAAAGACUCUUGCAGAGCAGCUGACUGAUAAAGAGCUCGAAGAAGGAAGACUGUAUCCUCCUCUGUCCAACAUCAGAGAGGUCUCUGUCCAGAUGGCUGUCAAGGUGGUGGAGUAUGUCUAUGCCAACGGCAUGGCGUUCCGCUACCCUGAGCCUCUGGAUAAGAACGCCUUCGUCCACGCCACCGUGUGGAACACCAACUACGACUCCUUCCUGCCAGACACGUAUGACUGGCCUGGUGUCAGCUACAGCCCCAAGACCGACUAAGAGCAGAGCAGACCCUCACUGUGCGCUCUGUCAUAGUGGCCUUCUCUUCCUUUAUUUUCCCAUUUUAAUCAUUUUUUUAAAAGAUCUUUGGUCCUUCAGAGCAAACAUGCUUAUGAAAUACACCACAGAAGCAGCUUCAUGUAUUUGCACUGAAGGAGUCUCAUUGGAUCUGUGGAAAAUGUGUGGAAAGUGACAGAAAGAGAAGGUCAUCAGAGUGAGAACUCUGCAGCUCUUUGACGUUUCUGCUUUCAGUGAUUCAGAGGGCCAUCUAGUGGUGAAGAAAGGCAAUGCAAAAAAACCUGGGCUCAAUGCUGACAUCCUCCAUAGCUUUAUAUUAUCUCUCUUUCAAUGUACUAAUUGUCAUUUCUCCUGCAAAUAAAAAAACGACUACACUUAAGUAAAAUCAUCAAUAACUUUAUUGUGAAAGGAACUAUGGAUUCACCAACACAAACUUUCUUUUUGUUUUGUUCAUUUACAGCUACGGUUGACAACAUUUAGCUACCCGAGCAUUCCCUAGCUUCAUUUACAUCUUUCACUAUGAAGAAUGGAUUCCUGCAUUGCCUUUCUCACUCUGAAUUGCCCUCUGGUGACCCGACCGGCUUCCCGGUGUUAACAAGCAAAGCAGAAGGUUAAAGAGCUGCAUUUUGUGCACAAGUUGAGAAAAACGGAAAAAACGAGUGAUUCUUAGAAAACUCCUAAAGGGAGUUUCUGUAAUGAUAUGAAGGGAAACAAAAGGAAACGUACAUCUAGAAACAUUCAUGAGACACUGUACCAACAGAACACUUGAAGAGCCACUCCAGCAUUUUAUAUGCACUUCACACACCUGUAUUUAUUUCUCUGAAUUAUUGUUUUAAAUGUGUUGCACACUUUGUCAUCAACACUCCCUUAGUGGAUUAUUUCUUGAAGUGUCCAUCCCUGAAAAUGAACCUUGCUGUGUUACAAACCUUGAAACAGUCCAAUUGAAAUUUAUAAAAAAAAAAAAAAAAAAAAUAGAGAAAAAAUGUAGAAUGAAGUGAUACAAGAAAAUCCUAUUUUUUCUUUGUUUGUCCCCCAUACUUGCACUUUUCUUGGAAAGAGACUGUCCACCCAGUAUUUAUAAAGUUGCAAUAAGUUGCACCCAUCUGAAUUAGAAACUCUUUUUUUUUUCUUUUUUUAAUACAGUUUAAGGCAAGAUUCUAGAAAUCUUUUCUCUGUCCAAAUGUGUCAUUACAUUAUGACAUGGUCAGGUUAUAUGUUUUGACAUAAAAUAAGGUUAAAGACUCAGUUCAGAAGGCAGUUCUGCUUAAACAAUAAAUCGCCUUUCAAACUCAAAUUUUAGUUUUUCCACAAAAACACAUUAGAAUGGUUUUCGUCUUCACUACCUCAUCAGAUCUUCAGCGGAACUGCGCAGUAAUGGUGCCUAAAAGAUAAGUGGAGCAUAUCGACGUGCAAUGUGUUAUUGUCAUGAGUAACAAGUCACUUUUUCUUUACAUCCCAGUUAUUUAUUUGUGUUUGAAACCUUUCAGAUUAGUGUAAGGUUGAUCAACAAAAGUAAUCUUAGUAAAGCAUAACAAGUCUGCUUGAUGUUCAGAGUGCUGCUUUGGUCGAUCGCUGCGACUUGAUUUCACGUGAAUAAGCUUAAGAUCAAGCAUCAUGUGGUUGAAUUAAAAAUUGAAGAAUUGCUACAGGAUAUAACUCCACACACACGCUCUCAUAGCUGAAGAAUAUGUAUAACUGAAUUGCUGUCAACUGCUUUUAGUGUGUCUCGUGGCUAGAACACUGGCAAAACUAUGAAUAAUCCUCAGUUAUUAUCAAACCCCACUGUUUGAAUAAUAAACUCAGGUCAUUGUUUUUGGGACCUUUUUCAAAAUCCGCUGCAGUGAAGUGCCUGCAUGACUUCAUGGUGUCCGUUCAGUGUCGCUUCGUGGUUUAAACGCCACAACACGCUGCAGGCACGGAUGACUCCACGGCUCUGUGAAGACAAGAACCUCUUGUUAUUGCUGUUAUGCACCCAGCGUUUUCUCUGAUACACAGUGCAGCUCAACACUUAACAUAGUUUUCUAUGUAACUUUUAAAACCUUUUAUUUACGAAGAAAAUAUGUAUUCACAGUUCAGUGUUAUCACAUUGUCUUUCUGUCUUGAUGUUACUGACUGCAGUCGUCCAGCAUAAGAUUUUACCUUUGUUUGUCAGUUGAAUGGUUUCGUCGUGCAAACUCUUUUCGACCUUGUUGGAAAAAACAUGUUUCAUUGAAGUCUGCAUUUUAUGUUGUUUUGUGUCCUUCCAGUGUGUUCCUGAAGUUUAUUUUUGGUACAGAGUAAUAUUGCCUUAGUGUUUGUACGCAGCAGCGUGUUUGUGCUGCUUCAAUAUUCUUAAUGUGCUGAAACUGCAAAAUAAAAUCUAUUUUACCUUG
This is a messenger RNA of Salarias fasciatus (jewelled blenny), 4317 nucleotides long. RefSeq names its product malic enzyme 2, NAD(+)-dependent, mitochondrial (gene me2). Lineage: Eukaryota; Metazoa; Chordata; Actinopteri; Blenniiformes; Blenniidae. The record is from RefSeq and is a predicted model, not a curated record. The coding region runs from base 176 to 1927 and encodes 583 amino acids. Gene Ontology annotation, cellular component: mitochondrion. Gene Ontology annotation, biological process: malate metabolic process; pyruvate metabolic process. The transcript is spliced from 15 exons. Gene Ontology annotation, molecular function: NAD binding; malate dehydrogenase (decarboxylating) (NADP+) activity.